CACUUCCUCCAGGGUUACGGAGGCGCGGGGAGGGGGAAGAAUCUGGGAACGCGAGGGGUUGGGCUGAGCCGCACUUGGGGAACGGCGCGGACCUUCUGCUAAGCACUCUGGUCGUCUCCCGUCUGCUCAGCCCAGUGGCCCCGCGCAUCUACUUCCAUGGAGCUGCGGUCUCAUCUCGGGGCCACCUGUUUGCUGGGCUUCAGUUUCCUGCUUCUCGUCACCUCUUCUGAUGGACAUAUUGGGCUUGGAAAGGGUUUUGGAGAUCACAUUCAUUGGAGGACACUAGAAGAUGGGAAGAAGGAAGCAGCUGCCAGUGGGUUGCCUCUGAUGGUGAUUAUCCACAAAUCCUGGUGUGGAGCUUGCAAAGCUUUGAAGCCCAAAUUUGCUGAAUCUACAGAAAUUUCAGAACUUUCCCAUAAUUUUGUUAUGGUGAAUCUUGAGGAUGAAGAGGAGCCCAAGGAUGAAGAUUUCAGCCCUGAUGGGGGUUAUAUUCCACGAAUCCUUUUCCUGGAUCCCAGUGGCAAGGUCCAUCCUGAAAUCAUCAAUGAGAAUGGAAACCCCAGCUACAAGUAUUUCUACAUCAGUGCCGAGCAAGUUGUUCAGGGGAUGAAGGAAGCUCAGGAGAGGCUGACGGGAGAUGCCUUCAGAGAGAAACAUCUUGCAGAUGAGUUAUAACACGAAUAUAUCCUUUCUUUCAUCAGAGUUAGUGCUCUGGAAGGAAAGCAGCAGGGGAGGGAAUAUUGAGGAAUCGCUCAGAACAAUUAAACCAACCAGGAAACCUUGCUCCUGCCUACAUGGGGAGGAGCGCUCUCACUGUGGAAGACUUCUGCUGACAGGAGCUGGUCUCCACGCUUGUGGAUCUAGCAGUGUGUGGCAGACUUCCUUCUCCCACCUCCUCCUAGGUGUCCGUCACUGAACGUAAAGAAUGACAGCUUUUGACACAGAACUUGAGCCAUUUGGAGUUGUACUCCUCACAGUUCAGUAUUUGAAUUUUUUUCCAUUUCCUCCCGCUUUAUUCACCUUGGUGGUGAAAGGAGACCAGUAGCAUCUUUUCUACGGUAUUAAAAUUACAGAAAUAGUUCAUCAUUUGAAAAAACAAACCUAAAGG
Mustela erminea (ermine) is the source of this 1108-nucleotide messenger RNA. RefSeq names its product thioredoxin domain containing 12 (gene TXNDC12). Bases 157 to 675 code for a protein of 172 amino acids. Gene Ontology annotation, cellular component: endoplasmic reticulum. The transcript is spliced from 7 exons. Lineage: Eukaryota; Metazoa; Chordata; Mammalia; Carnivora; Mustelidae. The record is from RefSeq and is a predicted model, not a curated record.